GCCACACUCGUGGGAAGCAGCUGGAGGUGCGGGUGGCUGGCAGCGUGUGGUGUGGGAGGGGGGCAAGGUGAAGCGGCCCCUCCCCCUGCCCAGCUCCGGUAGGGAGACCGGAGCAGCCGGAUUUUCCGCACCCGGGAGGGAGAUGCAGCCGCAGCCCUGGCUGCUUGCAGAUUUCUAACCAGCACAAUGCUAGAGCCAGAGGCUGACAGCCUGCAGUUUUCAGAAUGGCCAAUUUGGAGGCCGAUUUGGAUCACAUCAUUCCAUCUUCUGUUCUUCCUCCUUUCAGGGCUAAGUUAGUAGUGGGAUUUGUUUCCCUCGUAUGUUUUGCACGUAGCUAUGAUGGAGAUUUUGUCUUUGAUGACUCUGAAGCUAUUGUUAACAAUAAGGAUCUCCAAGCAGAAACACCCCUUGGAGACCUAUGGUAUCAUGACUUCUGGGGCAGUAGGCUGAGCAGCAAUACCAGCCACAAGUCCUACCGACCUCUCACCGUCCUGACUUUCAGGAUUAACUACUGUUUGUCCGGAGGCUUCCACCCCAUGAGUUUCCACAUGGUGAACAUCCUUCUGCACAGUGGCAUCUCUGUCCUCAUGGUUGAUGUCUUCUCAGUGCUAUUUGGUGGCCUGCAGUACAGCAGUAAAGGCCAGAGGUUGAACCUGGCUCCCAGAUCAUCCCUGCUGGCUGCACUGCUAUUUGCAGUGCAUCCGGUACACACUGAGUGUGUUGCUGGUGUUGUUGGCCGUGCAGACCUCCUGGGUGCCCUCUUCUUUCUGUUAUCCUUCCUGGGCUACUGUAAAGCAUUUAGAGAAAGUAAUAAGGAAGGAGCACAUUCUACAUUCUGGGUGUUGCUGAGUAUCCUUCUGGGAGCUGUGGCUAUGCUGUGCAAAGAGCAAGGGAUCACUGUGCUGGGUUUAAAUGCAGUCUUUGACAUCUUGGUGAUAGGCAAAUUAAAUGUUCUGGAAAUUGUCCAGAAGGUACUACAUAAGGACAAGUUAUUAGAGAACAUUGGCAUGCUCAGAAAUGGGGGCCUCCUCUUUAGAAUGACCCUCCUGGCCUUGGGGGGAGCAGGAGUGCUCUAUAUGCGCUGGAAAAUCAUGGGCACUGGACCGCCACCAUUCACCGAGGUGGACAACCCUGCCUCCUUUGCUGACAGCACGUUGGUCAGGGCCAUAAAUUAUAAUUACUACUAUUCAUUGAAUGCCUGGCUGCUGCUGUGCCCCUGGUGGCUGUGUUUUGAUUGGUCGAUGGGCUGCAUCCCUCUCAUUAAGUCAGUUGGUGACUGGAGGGUAAUUGCACUAGCAGCACUCUGGUUCUGCCUAAUUGGCCUAAUAUACCAAGCCCUAUGCUCUGAAGACAGUCACAAGAGAAGGGUCCUAACGUUGGGCCUGGGAUUCCUCAUUAUCCCAUUUCUUCCUGCAAGUAACUUGUUCUUCCGAGUGGGCUUUGUGGUGGCCGAGAGAGUUCUCUACCUCCCCAGUGCUGGGUACUGCAUACUGCUGACUUUCGGGUUUGGAGCUCUCAGUAAACAUACUAAGAAAAAGAAACUAAUCACUGCUCUCGUACUGGGAAUUAUGUUCAUAAACACGCUGAGGUGCAUGAUCCGCAGCGGCGAGUGGAGGAAUGAAGAGAAGCUUUUUCAAAGUGCCCUGUCUGUGUGUCCUCUCAAUGCUAAGGUUCACUACAAUGUUGGCAAAAACCUGGCUGAUAAAGGCAAUCAAACAGCUGCCAUCAGAUAUUACCGGGAAGCUGUGAGAUUAAAUCCCAAGUAUGUUCAUGCUAUGAAUAAUCUUGGAAAUAUUUUAAAAGAAAGGAACGAGCUACAGGAAGCAGAGGAGCUGCUGUCUUUGGCUGUACAAAUACAGCCAGACUUUGCUGCUGCAUGGAUGAAUUUAGGCAUAGUGCAGAACAGCCUGAAACGGUUUGAAGCUGCCGAGAGAAGUUACCGGACAGCAAUCAAACACAGACGGAAAUACCCAGAUUGUUACUACAACCUUGGGCGUUUAUAUGCAGAUCUAAAUCGCCACGUGGAUGCAUUGAAUGCCUGGAGAAAUGCUACUGUGCUGAAACCAGAGCACAGUUUGGCUUGGAACAACAUGAUCAUACUCCUCGAUAACACAGGUAAUUUAGCUCAAGCUGAAGCAGUGGGAAGAGAGGCACUGGAAUUAAUACCUAAUGAUCACUCUCUAAUGUUCUCCUUGGCAAACGUGCUGGGAAAGUCCCAGAAAUACAAGGAAUCUGAAGCAUUAUUCCUCAAAGCAAUUAAAGCUCAUCCAAAUGCUGCGAGUUACCAUGGCAAUUUAGCUGUGCUGUAUCAUCGUUGGGGACAUCUAGACUUGGCCAAAAAACACUAUGAAAUCUCUCUGCAGCUUGACCCCACUGCAUCAGGAACUAAGGAGAAUUAUGGUCUCCUAAGAAGAAAGCUGGAACAAAUGCAAAAGAAAGGCAUCUGAACCUUUUUCCUCCAUUUUUUGAGUUUGUGCGUGUGUAUGCAUGAAGCAUAUCACUAAUAUUAUGUGGUUACAUUUAAACAUUUAAAAGUCUUAAGUGUUUAUUUCAUUGUUUCUCUUCUGUGAAAACAAAGACAUGCAAAAAGAUUACAGCACCAGCAAUGUUCUCUUAAACACUUGAUGUGAUUUUUGCAUUGAAGUUGUAUUUUUUCAGACCACUUAAAUAUAAAUUCUAAAAUUCCCAGAAUGAAGUCUUUUUUAAUUAAAAAGAAAAAGAGAAAAAAAUUAUCUUAAGCAGCUAACAGUAGAAUUUACCCUGCAUUUGGGAUGUGAGCUGUGUUGUAUAAACUGGCACUAUUAAACAUCAACUUUGAACAAGAAA
Molecule: messenger RNA, 2826 nt
Organism: Phyllostomus hastatus (greater spear-nosed bat)
Lineage: Eukaryota; Metazoa; Chordata; Mammalia; Chiroptera; Phyllostomidae
Gene: TMTC4
Product: transmembrane O-mannosyltransferase targeting cadherins 4
Exons: 18
Coding region: 225-2447 (740 amino acids)
Biological process (GO): protein O-linked glycosylation via mannose; endoplasmic reticulum unfolded protein response
Cellular component (GO): endoplasmic reticulum
Molecular function (GO): protein binding; mannosyltransferase activity
Source: RefSeq, a predicted model, not a curated record